UUAUACACAUGCUGUUUGGUGCGUUAUUUGUGGUUCCACUUCUGGUGAUCGUCUGCAGCUACCUCUUGCUGGUCACAUCCCUAAUCAGACGGCCUGACGGAUCCAUUCGCAUCCAAGGAUCAUCCAGCGCACAGGAGUCACGCCCCUUUCCGGGUAUUCAACACAAAUUUACCAAGGUCCAAAGUGCGGAGCGUUCAGUUAAUGUGCGGUAUUGUGUCUGGGUUCCUCAUAGCCUGGAUCCCGUUCUUCACGGUGGUGUAUAUGAGUCUAUACGCAAACUUCAAACACCCGUCACUUGCGUUUCUCCAGCUUAGCUAUUAUCUGAAUCCAUUAGUGAACCCCGCGGCGUUCUUCAUCUUCCAUCGACUUCGCCUCCAGAGAUCGCAACCCAGCGUCUAUUCCGGAACAACGGUACUCAGGUCUAGUGGGGAAUCAAGGCACGUGCGCUCCUCGACGAUGCUCAAGGAGAUAAAAGGAAACGACGACAAAUCUGCAACCAGUGAUCAUGGCGCUGAAGAGGAGACGGUAUUUUGUGAUUCUAGUAAAAUAAUGAUUACUAACGCAAAUAAUGAGUCCAUCUUGAUCGACGAGAAUGGAAUCGAUAAUGAAAAGUGAACAUGAAGCGGUUGAUCAAUUCGAAGAAAAACUAAAUAAAGAAAAUGAUCGGUGAAGAAGGAAUUGUUGCUAAGAGAAUGGAAGUUUUCAGUUUUAAUAAUAGCAGUUAAUGUCGAAACGUAAUGAGUUUAUGAAUAUGAUUGUGUCAAAGGAGGAACGAUGUCGUAAACAACGCGGCACAGACAUGUUGUUAUAUUUAUAAUAUUGAUUAAAGAAAACAAUGUUUGACUGAACAUCCUAAAAUAUUUGAGAACGAAUACUUUACGUCCCGAUCAACUGUAUAAUCGUUUUUUUUCUAAAUUAAAUGGAGAUUUUGCAUAUAGUAUAACAUAGCAUACGCGAGUAUUUUGUUCAAAACAUGUUAUUAUUGUUCACAUUAAGUAUACUAUUCUUAAAUACAGUGAUAAUUUUGUUAAUGUAAGACGUCGCCCUUUACCCCUUCUUAAUAAUAUUGUGAUUUCCGUCGAUAAUAUCGUAUUGAAAUUUUAACUUGAAUGCUAAUUAAAAACCCAGAUGUGUAUUGACGUAGAGUACAAUAUAUUAUGUAAAGUUGAUACGGGUGUGGAGAGAAAUAUUCGUUUAAAUGAACUUGAGCGGCAUAUUCUGUCAACAUCCUUUAAUAACAUGAAAACGGUAAUGAUACACACAUCAUAUGGGCGAUCGAUAUACGUUGGUUUUAACAUUCUUUUAUAACGGAGAUUAUGAGACAUUUUGCAACCUCUAACUGUAAAAUGUAGCGUCUUUGUCAUGCAAUGUAUGUGAAAUCAUCGUAUGAGUACUUCGCAAGCAACUACUUUCAUUUUGUUUUAAUUUCUAACUAUCUUUAAACUAUUGUGCUUGUCUGUCACAUAAAUUACUUGUGAUG
Messenger RNA from Dreissena polymorpha, 1480 nucleotides. RefSeq lists its product as uncharacterized. NCBI's taxonomy places the organism in Eukaryota, Metazoa, Mollusca, Bivalvia, Myida, Dreissenidae. The record is from RefSeq and is a predicted model, not a curated record. The transcript is spliced from 3 exons. The coding region runs from base 9 to 314 and encodes 101 amino acids.